Molecule: messenger RNA, 801 nt
Organism: Suillus subaureus
Lineage: Eukaryota; Fungi; Basidiomycota; Agaricomycetes; Boletales; Suillaceae
Exons: 4
Coding region: 1-801 (266 amino acids)
Source: RefSeq, a predicted model, not a curated record
AUGACGGCUAUACGCAAAUUCAAUUUGUACUGCAAACAAUUAGAUUCGCUCUAUGAUCCAUCUUGCACGAUUCCUUUACCUACUCCCCUCCCCACAAAGCUUACUGAACUCCAUGCCAAUCCCACACUCAUGGAGGACGUGUGGAUCACUCCAUCUAUUGGGGAGGUCCCAUGGGAAGAACAGGUGCGCCUUGGCACCGAAGCUGAUAAUCUGUGUCAUUUUUUUGGGGAAGAGCUUGCAGCACUCAAGUUUGCUCUUCGCAUCCCAGAAUGUGAGCCUUUUACAGCCACCCUAGAACAGUGCUGGUCUAACUUCCUUCAGCUUCAAUCAUGCUGGAGCAACUUGCUUGCGUCCUCAUUACGGUUCACUACCCAGGUUAAGGAAGCUGUAGACAUUGCAGCUACCCUCUCAGGAGGCUCUCAGAGCACUGCCCUUCAUUGGAUCCAUACCACAAGGCUCACCAUACCCAAUCUUGAUGGUGAAGAUGAGCUGGUGUCUGCUGACCUUGAUGAUCCACCACAGAUUGGCUUGGAACAAGCCACACUCACUGAUGUUCUUGAGCGACAGAUGGGCAUGUUAAUGGACGAUGACAGCAAGUCAACUGACAUAGGCUAUGACAUUAAAGCCACCAUCGUGUGGGAGCUUCCUAAGCAAGACAUCCAGACUUUACCUCCUCUCAGAUUCCGGACCACAUCCACCACCUCACAUAUCUCAGUCCUGUUUCUGCCCUGCCUUCCAGAUCCCCAGAUCUCUGGACCAUUCCCACCCUCUGUCCAAGAUCCUGCUCCUAUCCCCAUUUAG